GCCUGGGAGCCGCGGCGAGUGGACGCCACCCGGGCCCGGGAGCCGCGCCCGCAGGUGUUUUGAGGCCUGGUGAAAGGUGCAGCCUGGAAGGAUGGUUCGGAUCUUGGCCAAUGGGGAAAUUGUGCAGGAUGAUGACCCCCGCGUGAGGAAUACUACCCAGCCGCGCAGUAGCACUCCUCGACAGAGCUUUCUCAAUAGGGGCCACGGUGCCUCCCUGGGGGGUCCCGGCCCCCGCCAGCAGCAGGCAGGCGCCAGGCUGGGUGCCGCCCAGUCCCCCUUCAAUGACCUCAACCGGCAGCUGGUGAAUAUGGGCUUCCCACAGUGGCAUCUGGGCAACCACGCCGUGGAGCCGGUGACCUCCAUCCUGCUGCUCUUCCUGCUCAUGAUGCUCGGCGUGCGCGGGCUCCUGCUGGUGGGCCUCGUCUACCUGGUGUCCCACCUGAGUCAGCGGUGACCUCCAGGGGCUGCUGGGGGGCAGGU
Messenger RNA from Budorcas taxicolor (takin), 480 nucleotides. RefSeq names its product protein FAM241B. The record is from RefSeq and is a predicted model, not a curated record. The coding region runs from base 92 to 454 and encodes 120 amino acids. NCBI's taxonomy places the organism in Eukaryota, Metazoa, Chordata, Mammalia, Artiodactyla, Bovidae. The transcript has a single exon. Gene Ontology annotation, cellular component: intracellular membrane-bounded organelle.